AUGGAGGAGCUCCAGUCAAGCACCAGGAUCGAGGGCAAACCCAGGAAGGUGCGGUUCAAGCUGGCCUCGUCGUACAGCGGCCGGGUGCUGAAGCAUGUGUAUGAGGAUGGACAGGAGCUGGACAGUCCUGAAGAGCAGUACCCUAACAGCUUUAUCAAUGCUAAGAUGGAGAUGGGAAAGCUGUGUGGCAUAGACGACAUGCAGGACCCUCCUACAGGACUGAUCGCUCAGAGGAUAAAUGUCUAUCGAGGAGUCGGCGGAUGUCCCCUGACCUGUGGCGAUCUUCCAGAGGGGGAUAACAAAGCACCAGUAUUAGAUUUUGGAAAGAUCAUUAUCUACACCAGCAACCUUAAGAUUGUUCGGGCUCCUCACAGAAAAAGAGAAUCUGGGAGGAGUCCUCACCGCAGUCGGGACAGGAAAGAGAGUUCACCACGCCGCACAUCCCGUAGCAAAGAGAGGAACAGGACAGCAUGUUCUCACGCAGAGGAACCAGAUGAAACGACGGCACAAAAGAAGGAAGCAGGCUCCUGUGGACAGUGCGGCGGUUCUGGUUCUUCUCCGUGCUCUCUGUGUCACGGCAGUAAACUGUCCAUGCUGGCUAACCGCUUCAAUGAGUCAAUCAGAGAACUGCGCUGCCCAGCGUGCAACCCCCAUGGCCUCGAGCGAUGCCAGUCCUGCGCACACUAAC
Molecule: messenger RNA, 688 nt
Organism: Triplophysa rosa
Lineage: Eukaryota; Metazoa; Chordata; Actinopteri; Cypriniformes; Nemacheilidae
Product: glutaredoxin domain-containing cysteine-rich protein 2
Exons: 3
Coding region: 1-687 (228 amino acids)
Biological process (GO): sensory perception of sound
Source: RefSeq, a predicted model, not a curated record